AUGAAUGCGGGAUACAAUGAACAUCACAACAGUCAUGGGAACAAAGACGACUACUCCGGCAACGACUACGGCCAUGAAGAAUCCCGUGACGGCUACAGCACCCAGGGUACCUACUCCGUGCUGCUUCCCGACGGUCGUGUGCAGAGGGUAACUUACUACGUCGACGGGGACUCCGGCUACGUGGCUGAGGUGACCUACGAGGGUGAGGCCCAGUACCCAUCCUACCAGCCUGCCCCAGCACCCUCUUACAGGCCCGCUCCUUCGCCCUCCUACACGCCAGCACCCAGCUAUGCCUAA
Homarus americanus (American lobster) is the source of this 297-nucleotide messenger RNA. RefSeq names its product cuticle protein 7-like. The transcript is spliced from 2 exons. The coding region runs from base 1 to 297 and encodes 98 amino acids. Gene Ontology annotation, cellular component: extracellular matrix. NCBI's taxonomy places the organism in Eukaryota, Metazoa, Arthropoda, Malacostraca, Decapoda, Nephropidae. The record is from RefSeq and is a predicted model, not a curated record.